This is a messenger RNA of Phyllotreta striolata, 2125 nucleotides long. The record is from the annotation of a GenBank genome assembly. Lineage: Eukaryota; Metazoa; Arthropoda; Insecta; Coleoptera; Chrysomelidae.
AGUGAUAUUUAUAGAUGGUAGAAAAAGGAAGUUGGAAGUUCGAGUUCGUCGAGCUCAAAAAGUAUUAAAAAAUUCUCGACUGUAAGUGCGAAGUGUUUUGUGAUAGAAAUGGCAAAAACCUACGAUUAUUUAUUCAAGUUACUAUUAAUCGGUGAUUCAGGGGUAGGAAAAACUUGUAUUCUGUUUAGAUUUUCCGAAGACGCUUUCAAUACAACUUUUAUAUCGACAAUAGGUAUCGAUUUUAAAAUCAGAACUAUAGAUUUAGACGGGAAAAAAAUUAAAUUGCAAAUAUGGGAUACGGCAGGUCAAGAGAGAUUUCGAACAAUAACAACAGCCUACUAUCGCGGAGCAAUGGGUAUAAUGUUAGUUUACGACAUAACGAACGAAAAGAGUUUCGAAAACAUAAAGAACUGGAUUAGAAAUAUCGAGGAGAACGCUUCGGCGGACGUGGAGAAAAUGCUGUUAGGCAACAAAUGCGAGUUGGAGGAGAAAAGGCAGGUGUCCAAAGAAAGGGGCGAGCAACUUGCCAUAGAGUAUGGUAUUAAAUUCAUAGAGACAAGUGCCAAGGCGAGCAUUCGGGUGGAAGAGGCGUUUUUUACAUUAGCUAGAGACAUUAAGGCGAAAAUGGAAAAGAAAUUGGAAGCCAGCAAUCCCCCGAGAGGCGGUCAUCAAAUCCGAGCGUCGGAACCGCAGAAGAAGCCGACCAGCUGGCUCUCCAGGUGCACCAUCCUCUGACCAAUUCUACCUAUCAUCCGAAAAAUUUCACACGCGCCUAUCGUCUUAUUGAAAACAUCGUACACCCGCAAAAUUUGCGAGGUGUGUUCGUAAGUGCAAAUUUGGAAAUUUGGAACGUCUUUCGGGUUAUUUCUGUUCGUUUUAUUUUUUUUCCUUCCUUUUUUUUUUGUUUUAAUUCUAAGGACGCUUAAAAACUGAUUGAAGAAUACUCCUGAAGAGUUAUAAAAAAAUCUUGACGACUGUGGUAAUAGUUUUAUACGCACUGUGAAGGUUGUUUAGUUGAGAAAAGUUUCGAUUCUGCAACUCUUUUGUAUUUCAAUGUAAUGUUUCGUUUAAGCGGGACAUUUUGUAAUGUAAUGUAUUAGGCGUGUCGGUUGAUUUCUUAUAUUUUUGUGAUUAAGGGUACUUUUUUACCGCUACAUGUAUAGGGAUAUUUAUAUUUAUGCACAUUUUCCUUUAAAAAUAUCCGAAACUAAAUGUGUUGUGAAAAAUAGAAUAAUUCUGUUCAUAUUUAGACAAUUACUAUCGGCUCGAUUUUCUUUUAUAUCCGGAUGAUUAAUUUGCUUAUAAAAUUAAACGAUACAGAAUACAAUAAAUUAUAUUAUAAAUUUUUGGUAAUAAUUCUAUUUUUCAAUCACCCGUCAGAACCAGUUACGUGCUGAAAGCACGAAAUCAUUUAGCCUUUGUGACCAAUAGUCUUUACUUUAUUGUAAAUAAAAAAAGUACUUUUGGACGGUGAUUACUUUCAUUUUUUUAGUUAUAUUUAUAGAUAAAUGCAUGGUCAAUUAAAAAUGUUUAUUUUUUUAAGGGCACUAAUUAAACUUACUAUUCGAGGAUUGUUUAUUAAGUUCCUAGACUAGCCAGUUUAUUUGCAAACGAACGUUUUAUGGAUUUAAUUAGAAUUUUCUCAAGUCUAGAUGCUUAUCAAACACUCCUUUUUCGUAGUGGAUAUUCGAAAAUAUUUACGAGCGAUUUGUACUGAAAGCAUCCAAAUGAAAUGUUUAAAUAAACCCAGAAAAUUAUUUUUUCGAUUAAUCUUCUGUAAAAAGUAAUAAAAUUCUAACGAGAGUAAAAAAGUUAUUCGGAUGCAUUCGGUAUGCGCCUUUUUACAAUUAACAUUCCGAACUAUUUUUGAGGCCAGCUCGUUUAUUUUGAAAAUCCACGAAAUUGUUACUCACGAUAUUCGGUAUACGUGAAUUCACCAGACCAAUCAUUUCGAUUUAACGGCUUUUAGUUUAAAUUAUUUGUUAAUUUGUAUACGCUGAAAAUUAGAUUUUGUACAUUUAUAUAUUUAAAAGAAGACACAAAACAGAAAUUUUAUCCGAUUUAUUAUUAUAAUGCCCCUUAAUAUACUUUUCAUAAAACAUGUAAAUAAAUUAUACGAAUAUUU